GGCUGCGAACAUGUUUACGGAUGACAGAGAGAUAUUUAGGAAGGAUCCCGUUGCGGAACAGUACGAUGCGCAAAUUGAGAAGCUCGGCAUAAGAGAUUUAUUCUCAGCGGAGCUGAAGUUCUUGGACCUGUCUGGGCGAACCAUGGAUGACGAUCUGAAGCUAAUUAUUGACACGAUACAAGAUUCGCUGCUACCUCGGUUGAACGCGCUUAUGCUCAACGACAAUGGCUUACGAUCACUCCCAGAGGCGGUACUGAAAAAAUCAAGUGUCAGCAUACUAUAUGCGGCACAGAAUGAGCUGGUUUCUCUGGCAGGAGUGGGCGCCCUCAAGAGUCUGAAGUUCUUGACGGUGGAUAAUAACCAGAUCGCAGCUAUACCAGCCAGUAUCUCCAAAUGCAAAAAUCUGAAGAGUCUGUAUGCACAAGAUAACAAUAUCAGCGAAUUGCCACCAGAGAUUGAGUGCUUGUCGAAUCUAGAGGCUUUGUAUCUAGCAAAUAACCAAAUCACAGAUCUUCCGGAGUCAUUAAGGUUCUGCAAAAAGCUCGAUGGUGCUAGUCUGAGAGGGAAUCUGCUGUCCAGAAUACCCAGCGUGCUCUUUGAAUUGCGGAAGCUCAAGACACUGCACCUCAGUCGGAAUGCAAUAACAGAAGUCCCAGAGAUUAUCUGCAAUCUUCAAGCGCUGAAGAUACUCGAUCUGCGUCACAACAAGAUAACGAGGCUUCCAGAGAAUAUAGGGAGGUUACAGGCGCUGAAAUUGCUCGACUGCAGCUACAACAGCCUGGUCGAGCUUCCAAGUAGUAUCGGAGACUUGAGGAAUCUAGAGCAGGCUUUCUUUGAACAUAACGUACUAGAGGCGCUUCCCAAGGAAAUGGGACAGCUGAGCAAUCUACGAGAAGUCAAUUUCUCGAAUAAUAACCUGAAAUUUAUUCCCAUGCAGAUUGGGAUGCAAGCGAUGACGCUGUCGGCUACUUUUGGCGGAAACCCGUUCCCCACCGCCCAAUAUCUGCGCCGGUCUUCUCAGGAGAAGCCGCCAAUGUCUGCUAUCUCACUAAGGGACGCUGCAUACCGACAGAUACUCACACACUACAGAGACACUCAAGUCAUUAAGUUAUUGCCACCAUAUCUAGGCUCCAGAUCCCGGAUGCCUUGUGACGUCUGCCGGGCUCCAGCCUUUCAAGAUACGAACAAAUCCUUACUGGUGGGUAUUGGAGUAGACCGCAUAGUACUGCCGUGCCAGUUCGUGGUGUGCUCAGAUGUGUGUGCGCUCCGAGCAAAGUCUAGAUCGCUGGCGGUUAUCACUCCAGAGUCACCGUUGUAGUCUACUGGUGCCUGUUUACUAUUGGAUCUUAAGGGGAGAGUGGUACAGGACAUAUAAGCGGUUUAAUUCGUAGUAUUGUAGGGAUGACAUUCCGAUUUUCUUACGUGGGAAGUGUGCUCGCCUUUCGCAGUUUGCAACGAUCUGUAGGCGUGGUUUAAUUUCUGGGUUCCUAUGGAGAAUGUGGAACUUAAACUUGCGAGGCUGCUUUUCUGUAGUAUA
Sphaeroforma arctica JP610 is the source of this 1537-nucleotide messenger RNA. RefSeq lists its product as hypothetical. Gene Ontology annotation, molecular function: protein binding. Lineage: Eukaryota; Ichthyosporea; Ichthyophonida. The record is from RefSeq and is a predicted model, not a curated record. The coding region runs from base 11 to 1318 and encodes 435 amino acids. The transcript has 7 exons.